GGCUGAGAACAGGGAGGUGACAGGUGAAAGGUAAUCAGUUGGCAUGGAGACGAAAACAAACCAGGAAGUGCCAAGACGGAACUAAAUGUCCAAAAUCAAAACAUGACGAAACAAAACAUGAUCCAUAGGUGUGACAAUUUCUAACAAAGACAAAUCGGAUUCGGACAGAGAAAGCGACAAUUUCCCCAUUAAUUUGAGCGAGGAUGAAAGAUUCAUGGAUGAGGAAAGUGAGAGUGAAGGACUAGAAAAGAAAAAAAAAAGGCGACAGCAGUGGUAGCAAUUCAGAUGUUAUUAGACACAUUUAGAAGGAUAAUUCUGGAAAAAUCCUUAUCUGCUUAUUGUGUUAAUAGUGUUUUAGUGAGAUUAUAAAGUCAUACCUGAAAGUCGGAGGCCAGUGUCUCUGAGAGAAGCCAUUGGAGGAGCCAAGAUGACGGCUGCUGCAGGAGGACGCUAACUCCGCACAAGUCUCCGUCAGUGGAAAACAUGCUCAACAAACAAGAUGUAAGUUGUCACUCACCAUGGCUCUGAAGGUGUGGCUAAAAGAGUCAGGGCGGGGCUGAAGGCUUUAUGAAGGUGAGCACACCUGCUUGGACUAAUUAGGCCUAAUUUGGGCCAAACCAUGAUUGUCAGGAGCUGGGUGUUGUUGAUGGACAUUUGAAAGUUGUCUUGUCUAAACCUGAAUACACUGUGGACAAAAGUGACUGCUUUAAAAAUGCAAAAGUACUAUGUGAAUACUUUUUAGACAUCUGAUGGUUAUUUAUGGUUAAUUUUAUAAAAGAAGUGUUUUCUUAAUUCCCCCUGUCAACUUGGUCUCAGCUAGUGGGCGGGGCUAUGGGCUAUUUAAGUGGGGGAAAUGCCAUUUAUCUGCCAGUCUGUCACCGCCAGAGGAGGUCAGGUGUACCAGUCUGCUGUCUGUCACCGCCAGAGGAGGUCAGGUGUGCCAGUCUGCUGUCUGUCACCGCCAGAGGAGGCCAGGUGUGCCAGUCUGCUGUCUGUCACUGCCAGAGGAGGUCAGGUGUGCCAGUCUGCUGUCUGUCACUGCCAGAGGAGGCCAGGUGUGCCAGUCUGCUGUCUGUCACCGCCAGAGGAGGUCAGGUGUGCCAGUCUGCUGUCUGUCACUGCCAGAGGAGGCCAGGUGUGCCAGUCUGCUGUCUGUCACCGCCAGAGGAGGUCAGGUGUGCCAGUCUGUUGUCUGUCACUGCCAGAGGAGGUCAGGUGUGCCAGUCUGCUGUCUGUCACCGCCAGAGGAGGUCAGGUGUGCCAGUCUGUUGUCUGUCACUGCCAGAGGAGGUCAGGUGUGCCAGUCUGCUGCCUGUCACUGCCAGAGGAGGUCAGGUGUGCCAGUCUGCUGCCUGUCACUGCUAGAGGAGGUCAGGUGUGCCAGUCUGCUGUCUGUCACCGCCAGAGGAGGUCAGGUGUGCCAGUCUGCUGCCUGUCACCGCCAGAGGAGGUCAGGUGUGCCAGUCUGCUGUCUGUCACCGCCAGAGGAGGUCAGGUGUGCCAGUCUGCUGUCUGUCACUGCCAGAGGAGGUCAGGUGUGCCAGUCUGCUGUCUGUCACUGCCAGAGGAGGUCAGGUGUGCCAGUCUGCUGUCUGUCACUGCCAGAGGAGGUCAGGUGUGCCAGUCUGCUGCCUGUCACUGCCAGAGGAGGUCAGGUGUGCCAGUCUGUUGCCUGUCACUGCUAGAGGAGGUCAGGUGUGCCAGUCUGCUGCCUGUCACUGCCAGAGGAGGUCAGGUGUGCCAGUCUGCUGUCUGUCACCGCCAGAGGAGGUCAGGUGUGCCAGUCUGCUGCCUGUCACUGCCAGAGGAGGUCAGGUGUGCCAGUCUGCUGCCUGUCACUGCCAGAGGAGGUCAGGUGUGCCAGUCUGCUGUCUGUCACUGCUAGAGGAGGUCAGGUGUGCCAGUCUGCUGUCUGUCACUGCCAGAGGAGGUCAGGUGUGCCAGUCUGUUGUCUGUCACUGCCAGAGGAGGUCAGGUGUGCCAGUCUGCUGUCUGUCACUGCCAGAGGAGGUCAGGUGUGCCAGUCUGCUGUCUGUCACUGCUAGAGGAGGUCAGGUGUGCCAGUCUGCUGUCUGUCACUGCCAGAGGAGGUCAGGUGUGCCAGUCUGCUGUCUGUCACUGCCAGAGGAGGUCAGGUGUGCCAGUCUGCUGCCUGUCACUGCCAGAGGAGGUCAGGUGUGCCAGUCUGUUGCCUGUCACUGCUAGAGGAGGUCAGGUGUGCCAGUCUGCUGCCUGUCACUGCCAGAGGAGGUCAGGUGUGCUAGUCUGCUGUCUGUCACUGCCAGAAAAGGUCAGGUGUGCCAGUCUGCUGUCUGUCACUGCCAGAGGAGGUCAGGUGUGCCAGUCUGCUGUCUGUCACUGCUAGAGGAGGUCAGGUGUGCCAGUCUGUUGUCUGUCACUGCCAGAGGAGGUCAGGUGUGCCAGUCUGCUGUCUGUCACUGCCAGAGGAGGUCAGGUGUGCCAGUCUGCUGUCUGUCACUGCUAGAGGAGGUCAGGUGUGCCAGUCUGCUGUCUGUCACUGCUAGAGGAGAUUCUCUGUCCUGACCAAGAGUUUCUGUCUUCAUAGAUCAAACAACUACUGAGAUUGUUGGUGCUUUGUCUUCCUGUUUUGUUCACCUCUUGACACUU
Molecule: messenger RNA, 2628 nt
Organism: Nerophis ophidion (straightnose pipefish)
Lineage: Eukaryota; Metazoa; Chordata; Actinopteri; Syngnathiformes; Syngnathidae
Product: keratin-associated protein 10-9-like
Exons: 2
Coding region: 854-1885 (343 amino acids)
Source: RefSeq, a predicted model, not a curated record